Dentiscutata erythropus is the source of this 381-nucleotide messenger RNA. The record is from the annotation of a GenBank genome assembly. NCBI's taxonomy places the organism in Eukaryota, Fungi, Glomeromycota, Glomeromycetes, Diversisporales, Gigasporaceae.
AUGGCUUAUAGAUCAGUUCUAGUGAAAUCCCCUGGUAGUAUAUGGGUCUCUGUGUUUGAAGAAGGAAAAAGACUUGAGUGGCCACUCGCAGGACGCACCUGGAGUACUGGGAAGGGUCACCUUUGGGUUGGGGGAUUCCCAUUGGGAUUUAUCCCAAUUGCAGAGAUGGCAACCAUACCAUAUGAAUCCAGAUUUAGAAAAGAACCUCCCUUGUUUUACCUACAUUGGAGAACAAUAAAGUUAUUACAGAAUAGAGGGCAGCCUCCAGCUAUUGAUAGAGACAUUCAAGAUAUACCUUCCUACAAUCAGACAUUCAAAUCUAUAGCCUAUGCAGAUGAUCUUAUAAUAGGGGUUGGGAGCUCACUGGCUGGAGAUAUAUAA